AUGAUGUCACCAAUGCAGCCCUUCUACGAGGCGCUGCCCACUGAGAAAAGUGUUGCACCACCAGAGGAGCCACCGACAGACGAGACAGGCACAGGGACAGGUAGCAAUUUAUUUUUCUCAACUCAAGAUGAUAUCAUUCAAGAAAUUCAUGAUUCUCUCUACAAAUUGAGAUUCUCACACACGACUGAAUCAAGAAUGAAUACACUUCCUUCAGAUUUUCGUAACCUGUUGUUCUGUUCAAGUACAGGAAUGACGAACUCGUCGUCCAAGUAUCGUAUGAGGAACUCGUCGUCCUCAGGGAUGAAGACAUGAUCCUAAAAACCCCCCCUCGUAUGUCGCGUAUGAGCAGAUGACGAGGAGGAGGAUUUUAGGAUCCUGUGUGCAGUGAAUCCCUUACAAUACCAAUUAGCUGGAGCGACGUGCUCCACCGGUAUAUCAGGUAGACUGAGGAAUAUGGAAUGGGGAUUUUGAAAACAAGAUAGAAUCUAUCGAGAAGGACUCAUUCUCAUCUUCAUGUUGGAGAACACAUAUGCACCAAAGUUCCUGGAGCUACAAGCACAACGCGAAGCGCCACGUCCUCUGAUGGUGGCCCUAUAGCGUGUUUCUUUCGCGAACGGUUUCUGGUUGUUCACACUCAUGCGGUUUUCUUCACGGAAAAACAAGCGACAGAUCUGGGCCCUCUUUCUCGUGAGUUUAUCUACAUCUUCCUCGGUGCGAUCUACUUUUAUACCAUACAAUACGAUUAGGAUUAAUCUCGCACAAAGUUUAGUGCAGACUGCCUUAAGUGCGUCAUAGAUCUUCCAAUCUUCUGCAGUACUAUUACAAGUACAUCAGACCACUAAUUUGUGUGCAUGUUGCUAUUUGGAACCCCGAAUGCAAAUGUUUGUUCUCAAAUUUUUCCCAAUUGCAGAACUUCAACUUCUCCCAUAGUACUGUAGUACAAGUACUAGUUUACCAAUUUGUCUGGUAGUAAGUCCAACAAGAAGGUGGAAGCCGAGAUAGGGGCUGUUUUUGUUCUGGGGGUUUUGUUUCUUGAUUCGCAUCCCGCAUGCUCACUUUCCUAGAACUAAUUAGAAAAGAACGUUACAAAAUUAACAAAUGAGACGUAAAUCUAGAUCUACGACUCACAGCUGCAGCUCCUUUCACCUUCCGUAAAUUUUUCACAUUCUUCAUAACACCAAGACCUAGACCAACAAGUCCAAGAAACAAGAAUGCACAGGUCCUUGUACGACCACCAUCGAUUAGACUGUCAUAAUCUUCCCCAAGCAGAAAAUUGUACUCAAGAUGGUCCAUGAUCUUCAUAAAUCUAUCUGAUAAUACUCUCCCCAGAUUUUCAAAAACAGAAGAUCCACAUUCAUCCCCCAACGCAAUUUAAGAACAAGAUUACGCUAGUCUUUCCAAUUGUUCAUUUCAAAAUAAGAGGACACAAUUUCUUCAUUUACCGCGUACAAGAUCAAUGCCUGCAUUACACACCGCCGUCGACCGAUAGCUGGAUGACUAUUGGACACCAAAACAAAAACAACUCAAGCACACAACCAGAGAUGAAGGUGUGGGUGUCGUUUCAGAACUAUAGUCACUAAUAUCUCCGUUUAAGAACUACGAGAGACAACUGAGACUUUUCUCUUUGUCUUUGCGUCCGCGAAGUGUAUGCUUUCUCUGCGCCCACCCGAGCUGGUGCGUCGAACCUUCGAAAAGCUUGCAGCUGUAUGUAAUUGUGAAAGGAAGCAAGAGCUCGUAGAAUGUCUGGUCUUGCUCAUACAGUUUCCCUCUUACCCCGUGAAUGGGUUAACUCCUACUACGACUACCACUACUGAGUGGUGACUGGUAU
Messenger RNA from Amoebophrya sp. A25, 1828 nucleotides. The record is from the annotation of a GenBank genome assembly. Lineage: Eukaryota; Dinophyceae; Syndiniales; Amoebophryaceae.